This is a messenger RNA of Lactuca virosa, 608 nucleotides long. Lineage: Eukaryota; Viridiplantae; Streptophyta; Magnoliopsida; Asterales; Asteraceae. The record is from the annotation of a GenBank genome assembly.
CGAGUUUAUAUAUAAGCCUUCAAGCAAGAAGAAUCCCUAAGAAAAACAAUGCUUAAGAAAGGUGUCAAAUCUAGAGUCGUGCAAGUAGACUCUCAAGAAAAAUGGAACCACAUCACAUCUAAGCCUAUGUAUCAAGAUUCUCCUAUAAUAGUUAAUUUUACAGCAAUGUGGUGCAAGCCUGCAACAGCAAUGGAGCCAUUGUUUGAAGAACAAGCUUUGAUACAUAAAGAUGCCACUUUCUUAUCCGUUGAUGUGGAUGAGGUGAAGGGGUUGAGGGAGAAAAUGAAAAUAAAAGCUAUGCCUACGUUUUUAAUGAUGACAUCUAACAAAAAUAAAGAAUGGGAAGUGAUGGAUAAGGUUGUUGGUGCUAAUCCAAGAGAAAUCAAGAAGAGAAUAGCUGCUUUUAUUCAAUUUGGUUGCAUACAAAUUCAAAAUAACGUUGAAGUUUUAGAGUUUUAGUUAAUUAAGCACAAGUUAUUUCAACAAAUGUCUCUAGAGAUUCUUCCAGAUUUUGAAAUAGGUUUGUAAUGUAAAUCCUAUAAAAAAAAGAUUGGUGUACACUUGUACUUUGAUCUCAUCAAAUAAAACAUUCUAGUGAGUUUGUUAAA